AAAUUAGCUCUUUUAUUAUACCCUGGAGAGAGGAAAGGUCAAAUGGUGUCUAGGACCCUUAAACAGGGUCCACAACACCAGGUACAAGUACGUGUCCCCACCCCCAAUCCCUCACUUGCUACACUACACUGCACUGAUGGUUGCAUUUUGCCAGAAGGUGAAUGGAAACUAAUCUGUGCGUGUUUGAAGGUGUUUUACCAGCCUUCUAGGAAGGUGUCUCAGUGGGGUGGCUGAUGUCGGGGAUCUCCGAGCUGAAAGUGUGAGCCUCUGUAGCUUGGCGCAAAAGGGCCUUCGUGAAUGGCUGGGGAUGCGUAAUACAUGCUCUCCAGUGGGCUGCAUAAGAACGUGUUGCCAACAGCACGCUUUGUGACCCAAUUACAGCUGCUUUCCAAUGGUCACAAUUGCAUAUGUUUAUCACAACAGCUCCCCAAACACAAAGGAAGCUGGACGUUUUAAGGUUAUAGAUACACACAGCUGCAAAACAGCAUGGGGGUCAUAUCAAUAGGAAACAUGGCAAAUGGUUAUCCGGUCACGAUAUAUUUAUAACUCCGUUAACAGAGCCAAACAAGGCCCUGAGGCCCAGGGUGGUACAAAUACAGCUUUCACCAGGCCAGUCAGAACACAAGUAUCAUGUGUAAUAUAGACAGGAUCUGAGUUGGGGUUUAUGUAACUGGGCCAAAGCCUGGUCCAUGUUAAAGGUGCGGACUCAGUUACGUGAGUAUGUCAGUACCCAUAGGUCCAAUCCACACUAGAAACUUCAACCAUAUUGUAAAUGGUCAGGGAACACUUUGGCUGUGAGGAUCUGCUCUGACGUUUUUAAGUACAGACCUGGCUAUUGAAGGGAAACUAGAUUCUAGCGAAGGAUACGUGAAGAUCCAGUAUAGUAGAGCAAGGUAGAGAAUAAAUAUAUUGAAUCUUGUUAGUCCUGGACGCUCUGUGUUGGGGUAUGUGGGAUAAGGGACAAGAAUUCCUAAGUGCCCCUUGUAGACCUCCUCAACUGAUCUUUUGCUUGAUCAUGUGUAAGUCUUUGGUUCUCCAAGCCCUGAAGAUACCUCCCCCUAGGUCUACUACUGAGAAUUUUUCAAAGUAUCUUAAGGGAUUCAGUGGGUUUAGGGCACCGAACUCCCUUCAGUCUUCUGAAAAUCCCAGCUGCUCCAAAUCAGGCAGGGCAAGGGCUUAAAGCGGAGUCUCCCACAUCCCAGGUCCAUGUCCUGACAACUGGGCUAUUGGCUAGUCAAGGAGAAGGCCUUCAUGUUGUUGUCCGUGAAAAAUUUCAAAAGGUCUCUUUUUUUUGUCCUGACACAGAGCAAAAAAACACCUUUUUAGAAAAACUGAAUUCUUGCCCUAAUCCUGAGCACCGACCACUCCAGCUGAGGUCAAGAGGAGGCGCAGGUGUGGAAAAACUGGUCCCACGUUUGUUGUUCAGGCACCCCCACCCCCAGCUCACUUGAUUCUGCACUUCCAAUUUCUCAGAGCACAUUCUAGAUGUGUAAAACAACCUCUUUUUUAACUCUCCAGAGAGUUUAUUGGCAUCUGGUGCCCUCAAUGCCAGGUCUCAGCCUUGACCUUCGCUGGAAUCAAGAAUGAAAUGUGUGUUUUGUUAGAAAAGGAGUUUUCUGUUUGUAUUUCCAAAUCACCUGCAUUUCUUCCCAUCCCCUCCUCCCCAUAGGAAUCUAUUUAACACCAGCCAUAGUACGAGAGACAAGACCCAGAAGCAUACAGGAAGUGGAGUGACUGAGGUUGUCCCUACCAUUCGCUCAUGAUGCUGAAACUACUCCUCCUCGCUGUCUUUGUCCUCUGUGGACACUGCUUGGAAGAGUCGCUGGAAGAUAAUGUGCGGGUUGUUGGGGGUAGUAAUGCACAGCGCGGUGCAUGGCCAUCGCAGAUUUCGCUCCAGUAUUCCUCUGGUGGACAAUGGUAUCACACCUGCGGUGGGACGUUGGUGAGGCAGAACUGGGUGAUGACUGCGGCUCACUGUGUGGACAGAUCCUUGACUUUCCGGGUGGUCGUCGGUGAGUACAACCUGAAUCAGAACGAUGGCACGGAGCAGUAUUUGAACGUGGGAAGCAAGUUCAUCCAUCCUAAUUGGAACAGCAACAAUGUCGCUGCUGGCUACGACAUCGCUCUGCUCCGCCUCUCCCAGAGCGCGUCUCUGAACACCUAUGUGCAGCUGGGCGCUCUGCCCCCUUCAGGGCAGAUUCUGCCAAACAACAAUCCUUGCUACAUCAGUGGCUGGGGCUUGACCAGGACUAAUGGGCAGCUGGCUCAAAUCCUGCAGCAAGCUUCGCUUCCCGUCGUCUCUUACAGUAUCUGCUCCGGUUACGCUUACUGGGGCUCCACGGUUAAGAACACCAUGGUGUGUGCCGGAGGGGACGGUGUGCGCUCUGGUUGCCAGGGCGAUUCUGGGGGCCCUCUGCACUGCCUGGUGAGUGGCAAGUACUACGUCCAUGGAGUGACCAGUUUUGUUUCCGCCUCGGGCUGUAAUGUCUACCAGAAGCCCACAGUGUUCACCCGGGUGUCUGCCUACAUUUCCUGGAUCAAUAACAUAAUUAACUCCAACUGAACAGGCUGAGAGGAUGGAAUCAACGUCAAAGAAGAACCUCUUUCCCUAAUCGGAAUACAUUCACACGCUGGCCGUCUUCAUCUUCUCUACUGCCCAUCUUCUCUAUUAUCCCAUUUGAUCUGCAGGGUUAUACCUGUAACUCUAAU
This is a messenger RNA of Chrysemys picta bellii (western painted turtle), 2709 nucleotides long. It is a transcript of the gene CELA1, whose product is annotated as chymotrypsin like elastase 1. The record is from RefSeq and is a predicted model, not a curated record. Lineage: Eukaryota; Metazoa; Chordata; Testudines; Emydidae. Gene Ontology annotation, biological process: proteolysis. Gene Ontology annotation, molecular function: serine-type endopeptidase activity.